AUGGGCUCGCCGAACGUCCCGCUCGUGCUUCAGAACGGCGCGAUGCGCAAGGGCGUCGACAGAGCGCACUUCGGCCGCGUCUUCGACAUCGCGUUCUGCCCGUGGGACGACCGCCUGUUCGCGUCCGCGGGCGAGGACGAGACCGCGCGCGUGUGGCUCGACCGCGGCGCCGCGGACGGCGCGACCGCCCACGGCGUGUGCCGCGGCCAUAAGGACGAGGUCGUCCGCGUCGCGUGGCACCCUACGCUCAAGAUCCUCGCGACCGGCUCCGCGGACGGCGCAUCGGGCGUGUGGAGGAUCGCGCAGCCCGGCGCGGAGGAGUCCGCGAACGCGAACGACCCGAACGCGGGCGCGAUCGCUCUCGUUGACACGCUCGUCGACGAGACGUGCGGCGACGAGGUCUACGGCUGCGCGUUCGUCGGCGAAUGCGGCGACGGCCCGGUCCUCGCGACCGCGUCCGGGGCGGACGUGCGCCUGUGGGACCUCGAGAGCGGCGGCAUGACGUGCAGAGCGACCCCGAGCGCGGCGACGAGCGCGGCGGCGAGCGCGGGGGCGGUCCCGGAGCGAUGGCGACCGGGGUACCUCUUCUCGUUGGCUUCCGACGGCGGCGCGCGCGGGUUGCUCGCGUCCGGAUGCAGCGACGGGCGCGUCCGCGUGUACGCGCACGAUUCGACCGCGGGGACGGUGACGAACGUGGCGUGCUUGCCGCUGCACGCGAACGCGAUGGUGUCGUGCACCGCGUUCUUAGCCGGCGGGGACGUCUUAGCGUCGGUUUCCGCCGACGGCGUCGUCGUGACGACGGACGUGAGGACGAUGACGGCGACGCGGAGGAUCACGGCGCCGUGCCCCAUCAUGGGGUGCUGCGCGAUCGGCGGCGUCGAUGGGAACUGGCUCGCUAUGUGCGGGAACGACGGCGUCGUGCGCGCGAUGGACGUGACCGGGGAGGGAGGGAGCAAGUCGAUGCGCGUGUCCGAGUCGCCGUUGUUGUGCGUCGCGGCGGAUGCGCGAGGGAAGCGGAUCGCCGCGGCGGGGCACCAGGCGGAGGCGGCGCAAAAGUCGGUGGGGUCGUUCGGGUGGUCGGAGAGCAGCGGCGGGGGGGUGUUCGGCGCGAAGAAGAAGCCGUCGCCCGCGGUCGUGCACUUGUUCGAGAGCGCCGGCGACGUGAUUUUUUGA
Micromonas pusilla CCMP1545 is the source of this 1173-nucleotide messenger RNA. RefSeq lists its product as uncharacterized. Gene Ontology annotation, biological process: transcription initiation at RNA polymerase II promoter. The record is from RefSeq and is a predicted model, not a curated record. The transcript is spliced from 2 exons. NCBI's taxonomy places the organism in Eukaryota, Viridiplantae, Chlorophyta, Mamiellophyceae, Mamiellales, Mamiellaceae. Gene Ontology annotation, cellular component: transcription factor TFIID complex. Bases 1 to 1173 code for a protein of 390 amino acids. Gene Ontology annotation, molecular function: RNA polymerase II general transcription initiation factor activity; protein binding.